CUCCUUCCCAUUCACUCCACCCUCUUUCCUUUUCACCUUCAACUUGCAAUGACAAGCCUCAGGAAUCGUUGCUGAUUGUUAAUGUUUGACAAGUAGGAAGAAGGUCGCAGACAACGGUGAUCGCGAGUGCUUUGUUAUUCUGUGAUAACAUCAGACUGAGACAAUGUCGGACACAAUGGAGGUUCUGGUGCUGAUUGACUUUGAGGGCACCAUGGGGGACGAGAUCACGGUGCGGACAGGAGAUGUAGUCAAAAACGUCACCAAGGCCAGCGAGGACGGCUGGCUGGAGGGGGAGGUGCAAGGCAAACGAGGCAUCUUCCCGGCCAACUUUGUAAAGGAGGUGCCAGUUUAUUUGAAGGGGGACAGCAAGAGGGAACCAAGAAGCAUCCGAACACCAAAAAGGAUGAAACAAGUACGGACAUGCGAAGUGGUGUUUGCCUACAGCCCUCUCAACGAGGAUGAACUGCAGUUGGUCGUUGGGGAGAAGGUGGAAAUAAUCAGCGAGAUUGAAGAUGGAUGGUGGAUGGGCAUCAAAAAUGGCAGAGUGGGGGCAUUUCCAUCCAACUUUGUCAGAGAAAUCUUUGUCGCCCCUAAAGAUGGCAAACACAACGACAGCAAGGCCAGACCGAAGCUAAGUGACGCAGUCUUCAAUAAAGAGAUAUCCCAGAGAGCAACAGUCCGAAGCAAAGCAAAAAACGUGGUGGAGUGUUGUCAAGUCAUGUUCGACUACAAGGCUAAAGCAACGGACGAGCUGGAUCUGAAGAUUGGGGACGUUGUUGUCAUACUACGAAAGGAAACCGAAGAUGACGGUUGGUGGGAGGGUGAGCUAAACGGACGUUGCGGAUUCUUCCCCGAUAACUUCGUCAUGGUGAUACCGCCAAUGGACAGUCUAAAGUCUGGUAACAAGAGCCUACCGCCCACACGCAACAUCAACAAAAAUGUCUCAGCCAAAACAGACGGCCCAGCCAUGGACAAAGUUGCCUCGACGAAGACAAUAGAUGAAAAACCACAGCUUAAGGACUUGCGAAGCCAUCCUCCAACCAAAGUCAAGCUUCCAAGCAUCAACAAACUCAGCCCGACUCAUCUCAAAGACAAAGCCAACAAAGGGAUAUCCAAAGCCAACGGCGAUACAUCCCCUCACUUGCCGAAAUCCCCAGAGGACAAAGACGGUGACCAUUUUGACGCCGUGGACCCAGACGGCGACAAGCUGAACCACCCGACAGCCAACCGAGCCAAGCCCCCUCAAAGGAGACCCCCAUCUGGCGCAGCCGUAGGAGUGCAGACUCCAAGUGACUCUGCACCGGAGGUGACCAAGAAGGGCCAAACUGAUAAACAGCCUGACUUACAAAAGGUGCAGGUGGAAGUCCAAAAUGUGGCCCAAAAUGACCAGGUGACGCUGGAGAGCCUGCAGGGUGACAUCAAGGAUCUGCAGAUGGCUCUGGAGAUUCUGCAGACACGAUACGAACACGGCAUGCAGGAACUGAAGGAAGAACUGCGCGACGAGAGAAACAAGCGACUGACACUGGAGGAAGAAGUAAUCACAUUGAGACUGAAAAAUUAAUCUCAAAGCACAACCAAUCCCGCAGUUUGCCCAUGGACUGCAAAGGUCACACGCAAGGUCAAAUUGACCUCUACAGAAAUCAAGAGAAAAAACAGGAUUACAUUUAUUCUGUUUGUACUACUAGUGUGUUCCUUUGUUUUUGAAAAAAUUGACAAAAAUUGAGGGUUAAAAUAGUUUUUGAUGAUUGCAGGUCAUAUUGACCUAUGAACAUUAUUGCUCAAAAAUGAACACAAAAGGAGAGUGAGAGAGUUCGACAUUUAUUUUUAUUAUAUAUUUUUUCUGGGUUUUUAUUUUUCUAUAACAAUUAAUCUUGUUAUAUGUGUGUAUGUGGCUGUACAGACGUAUAAUAGUUUUUUUCUGUAGUUUUGUUCACCCUUGUACAAGAAUAUCAUACUCUUAAUUUCCACGUGGAGGCGCCAUUGGGUUAUUAAAGCUCACCUUUCCUGAUUGUUGCCUCAAGGUAGAACAAAUCAUCAAAUCAAAAGGUUUGGUUCUGAAGACACAAAUAAUAUUUCCAAUUAAUGCAUUAAUGCGGCAAAAAUUGUUUCAAAAUGAGGAAAAACCUGGUAGUCAACUAGCCUCAUGGAAACAAAAUGAGCUGUGAAUGUCCACGGACUUGGGAUGCUGCGUCUCAAAAACUUAUACUGCCUGUAGAAGCUACGAUUGUUAUGAUUAUUAUAAUUAUUAGCCAUUUUUCCCUCAAGGAUGCUGUUCUGACAAAGGAGGGAGGUGUUCAGAGAGAGAGAGAGAGAGAGAGAGAGAGAGGGAGAGAGGGAGAGAGGGAGAGAGAGAGAGAGAGAGAGAGAGAGAGAGAGAGAUCAAGCACGCCUGACUUUGGUGCAGGCAGCGUGGGGUCGAUUCCUGCUCAGUGAUGGUGUUGAUACUUGCCCAGCGAUUGGUCUGCUCACCAGUUCAGGGUGUUCCCUGCCACCUGCCCAUUGGUAGGUGGGUUGGAUCCAGCACGUCUGUGGCCCUUGUAAGGAUAAGCAGCUAAGAAAAUGGAUGGAUGGAUAUAUCUAUAUAUAUAAUUUACUGUAGUUUCAAUUUACCACUUGGCACCGAACUGAAAUAUUUUUGUAUGUAAAUAAUGUAAUCUUUACACCAUUCAUCCAUCCAUUUUCUGAGCCGUUUAUGCUCACAAGUGUCACAGGAGUUUUUGAGCUUAUCCCAGUUGUCAUCGGGCAGGAGGUGGGGUACACCCUGAACUGGUUGCCAGACCAAUCGCUGGGCCAUUAAAGGAUUUAUAAUUUGCUUGAAUGUGAUUUGAGCACGCAUUGCAGACUUGGAAGGUGUGAUGUUGUAAUGAAUAUGAAAAGUUAAUAAACUUUGCCUUUUGGUAACAUGACAUUUAGUUUAAAGUCAUAGAUAUUUUCUUGAACAUUAAUAUUCAGUGCUCGAAAAUGUUUAUAGUUCUCUCAUAUAACCCAGAAAGACUCCAUACUAUGCUUUUAAAUAAUAAAAUAACAUUCUGUGA
Syngnathoides biaculeatus (alligator pipefish) is the source of this 3035-nucleotide messenger RNA. RefSeq names its product SH3 domain containing 21 (gene mnmip1). Gene Ontology annotation, molecular function: protein binding. The record is from RefSeq and is a predicted model, not a curated record. The transcript is spliced from 17 exons. Lineage: Eukaryota; Metazoa; Chordata; Actinopteri; Syngnathiformes; Syngnathidae. The coding region runs from base 164 to 1561 and encodes 465 amino acids.